ACAGCCUCAGCGAAAGGAAAACAAGCACGUCACACAAAUCAUCUGCCGAUGAUACACUGCCCGCGCAGGCGACCCUACUCCCGCAGCAUACCUGUAGCUAGCCCUCGUUCCCUGUCAGCAUGUGAUGAAGGCACAGAGUCUCCACCCACUGGCCCCGGUGUGCACCAUAGUAACAGAGCACGCCGUGAUCUAGCUGCCACAGGCCGCAGCGAUGUGGAGAAGGGGCGGACCUCCAUGUGUGGAGGGCUUCAGUGCAUAGUUGUUUUCCUUUCAGAAGCUUGGUCCUUUGAGGUUACUGGGAACAGAUGGAACUGAAUCAAUCACUGCCUUAGGCAUUCAGCACAGAGUAGUGAUUCUAGAAGAAGAUCACUUAACCAGAGAGCGAAAAUGAGUGCCUCACCUCGACUAAAUGGGGUGUCAAAACCCAACGCCAAAUCUAUAUAUGAACAAAGGAAGAAAUACUCAAAUGUCAUCAUGGCUGAUGUGUCACAAUACCAAGUCAAUCAUUUGGUGACUUUUACAAUUGAUGAAGAAGAUGAUGUCCACACAGUGGAAGAUGCAAUUCGCAAACUCAACGUAAUGGAUACCAAAGGUAGAAUCUGGAUCCAGGAAAUGGUUCUGCAAGUCAACAGUUCUAGUGUUAAACUUCUAGAUGUGGAAUCCAAGGAAGAGCUGGAAGUAUUUCCUAUCUCUGCCAUCCAACGUUGUGAUACUUUUCUCCCAGAAAACAGACAUCGAUCUUUGCUGGUGUUAGUAUGCCAGGAAAGAUACCAACCAAAAGCUGAUGUUCACUUCUUUCAGUGUGAUGGUAUUGGGGUGGAGUUGAUUUGUGAAGAUAUAAAUAGUGCCGUGUCUGAUUCCAAAACCGGAGAUAAUGCAAAGAGACCUGCAGCCCUACGGAACACCCAGGAGAUGAUAAGUCAGCAAAGCACUAGUAGCUCCAAUUCCUUCAAGCCUCCGAGGCAAUGGAAACAACCCCAGACACAUUACGUCAGCCCAGCAGAGAUCCUAGAGCGAGAAUCCCAGCGUAGAUCUACGAAACCUGCAAACUCAUCACUGAACCCUCAAGUCCAUGUCAUUCCAAUUCCACAGAUGCAACAAUCAACCAGUUCUUCCCAGGAUGCAAUUUACAGUCAAGUGACACGACCUGAGAAGAACUUACAAAUCCCACAGAAUUCUGGAAGUCCAGAAAUGCAACAAAAAAGCAGCAUGGGUGGACAGACAGCUGUUGAUGGGGAGACCAAAGACCCAAUGGCCAUUAGAGCUGGACGAGAAGUGGAUCUUCUGAAUCACUGUUUUGAUGACAUUGAGUACUUUAUGGGAAAUCUUCAAAAGUCUGCAGAAGCUUUUAAAGUUCUCAAUCAAAGGAAAAAGUCAAGAAGAAGCAAGAAACCAGAAGUUGGAGAGGGACUGCUGACUCUCCGUGCCAAACCACCAAAAUUAGAAGAAUAUGAAGAAGCUGCACGGAAAUUCAAAUACUGCUUCUGUCUACUGGCAAGGCUUCGAAAUAACAUAAUGAAUCCCAGUUCGGUUGAGCUUGUUCACUUCUUAUUUGGACCACUUAAAACUUUGGUGGACAGUUCCGGAGGUGUGGACAUGGUUGCUGAAAUCAAAAGUCCAAUGUUAACCAAAGAAGCUGUUACUCUGCUGUCAGAGUGUUUAGAUGAGAAAGAACAAGAAUUAUGGAAUUCUUUGGGACCAAACUGGACCAAACCAAGACUGGAGUUCCCACGAGACUACUCCGAGCCAUACUUUCCCACAUUUACAAACAGAUGGGUACCCACUAAUGGUGAUGGAAAACCCUGGGAAGAUCCUGUGGAGCUUCAGCAUCGUCAUGAAGAAUUAAGGUCACAGCAAUCGACUCCUCAAGUCCAUCAGCCACCACCGCCUCCAACUCUGAAUGGCCACCAAGAAACAGACAGCAAAUGUGUGAGCUGCACAUAUGAUUUUGUUGCCAGAAACAGCAGCGAGUUGUCAGUAUUACAUGGAGAAAUAUUGGAGGUUUUGGACGAUUCAAAGAAAUGGUGGAAGGUGCAAAAUCGAUUUGGACAGAUUGGUUAUGUACCAUAUAAUAUACUUGCUCCAGUCACAGCAGAAGAACUAAACAAAGCCAAACAAAAUGGAGUCCCACCCGGAAGCCCUGAAAAGAAGUCACAACCACCGACUCCACCCAAGAAGCCAUCAAAGUCUAGUCUUAUCAACGCAGCGCAGUGGGAUACAGUGGACAACCAACAUCCGGAACAGACUAUAACCCAACAAGACAAAUUUGACAGAAUAAACAGCAUGAAUGAAGAAUUGCUGAUCAGACUGGCAAAUGGUCGGACAGCACCACAGAAGAACCUAAAUAUCCAGAAGAUGUCAGAUACAUCUAUUCCACUUACUGAUGAAUCCAGUCCCUCAGAGGUCACCGAUUGGCUCCAGGCCAAGGGCUUUAACGCACUGACUGUAAAAUCACUCGGGGUGUUGAACGGAGCUCAGUUAUUUUCUCUCAGAAAAGAUGAGUUUAGAGCUGUGAGUCCUGAUGAAGGCGCUCGAGUAUACAGCCAGGUCAUGGUACAAAAGGCUCUUCUUGAGGACUCUAAAAAGAUUACAGAGCUGGAGGCUGUGAUGGAGAGACAGAAGAAAAAGGUGGACAGUGAACUUGAGAAAGGCAGCCUUUGAAGGGAUUCAUUGGGCUACUUUGACUUUAAACAGAUGCUAUUUAAUGUCUUCCAAAGAAUAUAUAUAAAUAUAUAUAUAACCUAUAUGAACUAGGAAUGUACUAAAGACGCCUCCAGCUUCAUCUGCUGGAGAACUUAUGUUUAUGGAGCUACUGAAGAAAGGAAUCUUGGAAUGUAACAGGAUAUAUCGGUCAAUGCCUUAUAAUCGAUGAGAUGGGAAGUUUUGCAAGAGCCUUAUGUCCGCACUCCAGGAAUGAAGAAUUUUUAUAAUGCACAAAAUAUUGGUGACCACUUCUGCCCUCUUCUAUUCUUCUGUGGCUUGGUUAUGGUCAGGAAUACAGUGUUCUACUUUAUCCUUUAAGGAUUUGUGAUUUAGCUUUAAAGGGUACCUCUCAUCAAAAAAACUUUUGAUAUAUAAUAGAUUAAUGUAUGCAGAAUAACUUUACAAUUGCAUGUUAUUAAAAAAUAUGCUUCUUUCUAUUUAAUUUUCCACUUUGAAGAAAUGACCACUAGGGGUCUCCCUACCAGUCCUGGCAGCAAGCAUUUCAGACUCAUGCUGGAGUCCUAAACACUACGAGCUGCCAGUCUGCUUUGUUCACAAAGGAGAACACUCAGAGCUGCCAGCCUGCUUUGUUCACAGCCUGUUUGGCUGUGAACAAAGCAGGCUGGCAGCUCUGAGUGUUUAGGACUCCAGCAUGAGUCAGAAAUGCUUGCCGACAGGACUGAUCGGGAAAAAUACAAUAGAAAGAAGCAUAUUUUUCGUUAACAUGCUAUUGGAAAGUUAUUCAACAUUCAUUAAUCUAAAAUAUAUCAAAAAUGUAUUUGAUGAGAGGUACCCUUUAAUGCUACCAGUUUAUUGAUGUUACUAAUCUUUCAUCUAUUGUUCUGCAAAACUGGGAAAAAAAUUAAUCUAUUUUGAAAUAUUGCUGUUUUUUGCCAACUUUUUAAAAUUCUGUAUUUUAUAUGUAGAUGGCUAAGGGCAAAUUGCCUGUACGGGUAUUAUAAGAAAGCAUGUAAGCUGCAUUGUAUGUAUGAACUCGGGAACAGUGAUUACAAGCAAAGUAUCAACUGUGACUGUAUUUUCUUCUUACAGAUGGGGAAAUAAAUUUAUGUAUGUGUAGAUAUAUACUUAAAGGAGUAGUCCAGUGGUGACUCAGUG
Hyla sarda is the source of this 3819-nucleotide messenger RNA. RefSeq names its product EPS8 like 1 (gene EPS8L1). Gene Ontology annotation, molecular function: actin binding. Lineage: Eukaryota; Metazoa; Chordata; Amphibia; Anura; Hylidae. The record is from RefSeq and is a predicted model, not a curated record. Bases 388 to 2661 code for a protein of 757 amino acids. Gene Ontology annotation, cellular component: plasma membrane; vesicle; ruffle membrane. Gene Ontology annotation, biological process: Rho protein signal transduction; positive regulation of ruffle assembly; regulation of Rho protein signal transduction. The transcript is spliced from 23 exons.